Sardina pilchardus (European sardine) is the source of this 5376-nucleotide messenger RNA. RefSeq names its product NLR family CARD domain-containing protein 3-like. The transcript is spliced from 12 exons. NCBI's taxonomy places the organism in Eukaryota, Metazoa, Chordata, Actinopteri, Clupeiformes, Clupeidae. Gene Ontology annotation, biological process: intracellular signal transduction. Gene Ontology annotation, molecular function: protein binding; metal ion binding. Bases 311 to 3814 code for a protein of 1167 amino acids. The record is from RefSeq and is a predicted model, not a curated record.
ACUACAGUAAGUACUGCUAUUUGGGUUGUUCCGAAAACGAAAGUAUAGCCUGCAAUCCUAGGUAGCCCAAACAUUUCUUUAGUUUCCACGAAGUAGUCUACUAUGACUUUGGUGUUAAGUUUCAAAGAAAGUGAGGUAUGAAACCAGCUUAACCUCGGCUUUCAGAAACCAGAGGCGAGUCUUUUAUGAUGAUGCCAUUUAUUUUUGGGUUCGUUUUACAGCUCGGCCAGGUGUUUUUUCAUACUGUAGGUGUUUCAUCCUUAUGAGGCCUAACGAGACAGACUAAACAAGAAACAAGACUUGGAAUGCAAUGGAAAGAGUACCUGGGCCUCCCCUGACCCAGGGCCAGUCCAGGUGUGGCGUGUGUGAGCAGCUCCUGGUGGACCCCCUGUCCAUCAGCGCCUGUGGCCACAGCUUCUGCAGGCCCUGCCUCAGCAGCUACUGGGCCAGGUCAGGAGGCUCCUCCUGCCCCCGCUGUGCAGAUCAAUACAGGGCCCAGUUGCAGAUGCCAUAUGCAGACGAUGGACAGGGACCCAGUGGUCCAGGCCUUAGAAGUGCUCCUGUCAUGAGCUCGAAUGCUACAGCCUCAGAUGGAGGCAGCAUUUACAGCCCCACCUUUGCUGGCUGUCAAAUCUAUGGGCCAGUUACACUCAACAAUGAAACACAACCCACCAGUGCUGGAAGAAGGUUGUCUGAGAAGGAGAAAGAGGAAGCUCUUUUACAGGAAGUCUGCAUCGACCACAAAGCCAGGAUGAAGAAACGGUUUGAGUGUAUAUUUGAAGGCAUCGAGACCAAAGCUAACAAGAAGCUGCUCAGCAAGAUCUACACAGAUCUCUACAUCACAGAGGUAGACAGCGAAGGCAUGAAUGAUGAACAUGAGGUCUGGCAACUUGAAACUGCAUUCAAGAAGCAGUCGGCCCAGGAUACGCCAAUCAACUGCAACGACAUCUUCAAACCUUUGUCGGGAGAAGAAGGCAACAUUCGAGUCGUGCUGACAAAAGGUGUGGCCGGGAUUGGCAAAACGGUCUCCGUCCAGAAGUUUGUUCUCGAUUGGGCAGAGGGGAACGCCAAUCGGAACAUCCGCUUCAUGUUUGUGUUCCCUUUCCGAGUGCUGAAUUCCAUCAAAGAGAAGCACAGUCUACAGACACUUCUGCUUGGAUUUCACCCAGAGCUUAAGAGCCUGGGUGACACUAACGAGUACUACGACAAUUGCCGAACCGUAUUGAUCUUCGACGGCCUGGACGAAAGCCGCCUGCCUCUGAACUUCCAAGGCAACGAAGCUUUUUUCGACGUAAGCAAAGUGUCGUCCGUGGACGAGCUGAUCACAAAUCUCGUUCAAGGCAAUCUGCUUCCCUCGGCCCUGCUGUGGGUUACAUCUCGGCCGGCGGCGACCUGUCUGAUCCCGACCAAGUACGUCGACCAGAUGACCGAAGUUCGCGGUUUCAACGAGGACCAGAAGAAGGAGUAUUUCCAGAAGAGAUGCGAGGAUGCCACUCAUGCCGAGCUCAUCGUCGCUCACAUCGAGACGUCUCAAAGCCUCCAGGUCAUGUGUCACAUUCCCGUCUUCUGCUGGAUCACCACUACCGUCGUCCAGCAGAUCCUGAGGAGGACGAAGGAGGACAAGGCGGAGAUCCCCAAGACACUGACACAGAUGUACGCCCACUUCCUCCUCAUCCAGAUGAGCAUCAAGGAUCAGAAGUACCACGGUGGACAUGGGGUGACGGACAAGGAGGGGCUCCUUUCAUCGCACGGCGAAGCAGUCCUGAAGCUGGCGAAGCUGGCCUUCAAACAAACAUUGGCGGGGAACGUCAUGUUCUACGAAGACGACCUGUUGGAGUGCGGCAUCGACGUCAACGAAGCGUCGGUGUACUCGGGGAUGUGCACCGAGCUCUUCCGAGAGGAGUCGGUGUUCUACCAGCAGAAGGUCUACUGCUUCGUGCACCUGAGCAUCCAGGAAUUCCUCGCCGCCUUCCACGCCUUCGCCUCCCACGCCAGCGGGAACUUCGAGGAGCUCAAGCCCCUCCUGCGGGACCGUGCCUCUAAAGGUCGACCUCGAACGGGCGACGAAUUGUCCCUCGAGCGGUUCCUCAAAGACUCCCUGUACACAGCUUUGAACAGCAGAAACGGCCACCUGGACCUGUUCCUGAGGUUCCUGCUGGGCGUCACCCUCGAGUCCAACCAACGGCUCCUCCGGGGGCUCCUGCCGCGUCUGCAGUCGAGCGCCGAGACCGUCGGCCGCAUGAUCGAGUACAUCAAGGCCUACAAGGGCAAGGGCCUCUCCCCCGAGAGGUGCAUCAACCUCUUCCACUGCUUGGUGGAGAUGAACGACAGCUCCAUGCACAGGGAGAUCCAGGAGUACCUGCUGCUAGAGGGCUCCAGGAGGGCCCUCUCGUCCUCCUUCUGCUCCUGCCUGGCUCACGUGCUGCUCAUGUCCGGGGAGGUGCUGGACGAGUUCGACCCGAGGAAGUACAACGCGUCGUCGGAUGAAGGGAGGAGGCGGCUGGUUCCCGUGGUGAAGUGCUGCAGAAGGGCUCUUUUCUCUGCAUGUAACCUCAAUGAGACGUCAUGUGAGACUGUGGCUUGUGCUCUGCAGUCUGCAGACUGCCACCUAGUGGAGAUUGACCUGAAUCGCAACGACCUGCAGGACGCCGGAGCAGAGAGGCUCUUCACAGCCAUGUUGAGUCCUUACUGUAAACUGGAGAUACUGAGACUGUCGGAAUGUCAAGUGACCGAGAGGUCCGGGGUGAGUCUGUGUAACACUCUCCAGUCUCCUCACUGUCGGCUCCGCCUGCUGGACCUGAGCGGCAACCAGCUGAAGGACUCGGGAGCGGCGCUGAUCUGGAAAGGGUUAAAGAACCCUCACUGCACACUGGAGAGGCUGAGGCUGGAGUGCUGUGGCCUGACGGCGGCGUGCUGCAGGGGCCUGGCCUCCGUGCUCCAGCGGCCCGACUCCGCUCUGAGGGAGCUCGACCUCACGGACAACGACCUGGGCGACGCGGGGGUCAAGCUUCUGUCCACCGGACUGGGGAGUUCCCCCUGCCAACUCCAGACGCUCAAGCUAGUCGGCUGCCUUAUCUCUGAGGAUGGCUGUCUCUCCCUGGCCUCGGCCCUGAAGUCCAACCCCUCUCACCUGCAGGAGCUGGAUCUGAGCUACAACCACCCUGGAGACAGGGGAGCUGAGCUGCUCACCGCCACGCCGAUUGAUCCUGGCUCCCCGCCCCGGGUGCUCAAUGUGGACCAUGCUGCAGCAUGCCGGUUGACCUCUGGACUGCAGAAAUAUGCCUGCCACCUGACCUUCGACCCGAAUACGGCCCACAGGAAACUGUGCCUCUCGGAAGACCACAGGAGCGUGGCGUGUAACAUGCGGGAGCAGGAUUACCCGGACCACCCGGACCGCUUGAGCACCUGGCAGGUGCUGUGCCGAGAGCCGCAGUCCGGACGCUCCUACUGGGAGAUCGAGUGGAGCGGCUGGUAUGGCGUCGUCAUCGGAGCGGCGUACAAAGUCGUUGCGGGCGACACCGACUCGCCGCCAGGCGACCCCAACAUCGGCUACAACGACUGGUCGUGGAGCCUGGCCUGCUACGAUAACCGGUACGUGGCCCGGCACGACAAGCGGCGGAUGGCGAUCCCGGCGCCUGUGUUCGGCGCACAUCGAAUCGCGGUGUACCUCGACUGGCCCGCAGGCAUGCUGUGUUUCUUCAACGUCUCUGGAGAUGCGUUGACUCACGUGCACACGUUCUAUUCACGAUUCUCCAAGCCGCUCUACCCCGCAAUGAGGUUUAUCUUUGCAGGAUCAUCUGCUUCCAUUUUGUAACUUUUUUACUACUUCUGUAGGGACCGUGUCUUCUAUUUUGUAGCUUUUGGUACUACUUUUUGAGCUUGUCAUUACAUGUAUUCAUUUUAUUUGUGAGGGACCAUGUACGAUUUUUAAACAUGUUGGUAUUUCAAUCAUUGGACCAGAGUGAGUAAUGACAAUGUCACUCUUAUUUAUCGAUAAAUGAUGCCUGCUGUGUAAUGAAAGGAGACCCCAAUGCAUGUACUGUGGUGUUGGUACACUGAUACACUGAUGGAUGCCUCUCAUUCGUGUUUUAUACAUCCUCCCUUCCUUCCUCGGUCCUUGUCCUCACUGAUCUAGAUGGAGAAUGAUGGGGCGGCAACAAUGGGAUAGUCUAUCCAGUGAUAGUUAUAGAUCAGUGGGAACAAGCCUAGAAGACCAACCAUUGAGGAGAGAGGUUGAGACUGAGGCACCCUGUGUGUAAUUAUUAUUGAUAUGAGCGUUCACACCAGGGGUGGAAAUUAAAAUUUGAAAAUGUGAAAAUCUAUCAGCCAAUAGCAGAUUUCUGGUCAAAUUAACCAGCCACUCAAUGUUAAAAUAUGACUUUGUGUCUGAAAUCUACCAGCCACCCUCACAUUUUACCAGCAUUUGGCUGGUGGCUGGUGCUAAUUUCCAUCCCUGGUUCACACUGACCAAGGAUAAGGAAAGUUUAUCCUCGUCGAUAAAAUGUAUUAUGUAUUAUGUUAUGUCUUGUGAUGGGCUGUGAUCUACUGUAUGUAUCAUUGUAAAAAUGUCUCUGGAAGCUAACCCUGACAAUAACGUUCUUCAUGUCGUCGUCGUUAUAGUUUAUAUAGACUAGAGCAAUACCUUUUUGCCUUAUCGUUCUUGAUGUGACUGGCAUUUUAGACCUGAGGUCUAAACCUUUAGCCCGUUAGACUUUAGGUUUGCACUUUGCCUGGCGUUUAAAUUCGGAUGUCUUCAUCUACCUGUGCUCCAUAGUUGUCUUUAAUUGAUCAUAAACAACUAUAGCAAAACUAUUCUUCUGCUGUUAGUUUAGAUUGAUCUAUCCCUUAAUUCUGCUGCUAAAGAGAAAUUACCAAGAACCUUGAAUCAUUGGGACAUUUUGUGAUAUGUGAUAGAUAGUGUGCAUAAGUGAAUGUUUUCUUCUGGACGACUUGAAACGUUGAAGAAAAAAAACCUUUUAUUAUUAUUUUUGCAGUGUAAAUAAGAUUUACAGAUUUAUUCAGAUGUACUGUAUAGUUGAGCACUCGACAUUUAUGCUAUAUCGAGUGGCAAAUAAUAUAUAAGAAUGGAGUCAUACAUUGUUUCAUAUGUUGAUGUAAAGAUGAUUAUUCUCUUGUAUUAUAAACAGCAACAAAUACAUUUUGACAAUUUUUUGCUUGUGUUAUGAAUAAGUGUAAAGAGGGGCUGCUGUCCUUAGACAUGGAACACAGUGUGAUUUAUUCAAACUUGAGGCGUGAUUCUUAUAUGUAUAACAAGGUGUCCAAGCAGCACUUAUGACUUAUCAAUAAGUUGUUCAAUCAGGACUUGCACACAAAUCUCAAACGAGGUAUUCAAGCAAUUAUUAAAGAGACAUGGUU